CAGGCUCCGAGAAUUUGGUGACAUUUGACGGUCAACUAAGUUACCACAGCGCGUUCAUCAAUCUUGCAAGAUUGUGUCGGUAAGCUGCUGCAUUGCAAAACCCCCAGGGCGUAUCAUGCAAGCCGUGGCUUCUGGAAAAUGGCUCCGUCCCAGACGACGCUGCCGGACCAUGAGCCUUUGAAAUUCUCACCCCGCGCUGUCACCCGGCUCGACGAGGAGGAUGAAGACUGGCAAAAGACUAUACGUCCUGUCGCCCAUUCUCGCGAGUCGUCCAUCGAGAAGCUCCAACGACCCGACCUCGCCGGGCAGCUCCCACAAGUCCGGACCCAUGCGCCCCCUUCGCGCAGCGCCAUCGGCGGCGUGAUGGAGCGAGCCGUCGAUCCCAAAGCGUCUUCGUACGGCCAUCACAGGCAGACAUCCAUCGUACAUGGCAUAGGGAUUCACCACUCGAGGAAUGGGAGCUUUGCCAGCUCGACGUCCAGUCCCCUUAGCCCACAAAUGAUCGCUGCAGCAGCGGGCCUCACUCCCGACAGGGCUGAGAUGCAUGGCUUUCCGAGGCUGGACGGUGAUGGCACGCUGGCUCCGCGGCCAGGCACUGCUCUCUCCGGGACAACUCUCGCUUCGAUGCCCAAUGUCCCUGAAAGAAGCUCAUCGGCCGCUGCAGGCGAUGCUUCCGGCCAGGCCGCUGCUCGAGGAAAGCUGGAGAGGAGGCAAAGCAGCAAGACGCGGCGCGACCAUGCUCACCACCCUUCGCAUUCGUCACGCCAUCACAGGGACGACCAGAAGACGGUUGGCGAGUAUGCUCUCCAUGUCCUGUUUACUUCCUUCAUCGCCCAAGCCGAGGAGAAGCUCAACGAGUGCAUAACCGUUCCCUUUGAUCCGGAACCUCAGGUUGAACAGAUCUGCGGCCCUGGAGUCGACCGUGCCUUUGACCAGCUCAUCGUGGCCCUAGGACACAUCGCCAAGCAAAAGCCCAAGCCGCUAAUUGACGCCGUGAUGCUGUGGAGGAAAAGCAAGAGCGAUGCCGCCAAUGAAGCCCGUACCCAGCUCCAACAGUCGCGCAUCUACCCUCCUCCCCCAGGACCGCUGCAAAGGCGUAAUACGGAACCGGUCCAGUCUACUGCUCCCGGCACAGCUCCUGAGGGCCCUCCUGGUGCGCACAUGUCACUAGCAGCGAAGCAGGAGUAUGUUGCCCAGGCCGAGCGCCGUUCCACCGUCUCUAUAUACAUUCUCUGCCGCGUUCUCCUCGAGGUCAUAUCGCAAAGCACGCUGGCUUCCAUCACGGUAGGAAUGGAGGACAAAUUGGAAAACAUUAUUUUCGGGCAGCUCAAGAUCUCCGAGACGGAACAGCUGAUGGCGUCACCCCUCAAAUUAUCCAACUGGAAUCUCUUUGCGCAGCUCAUGGGCGCCAUGAGCGAAAUUAGCUUCACCACAGUGACUGACCGCUUCCUCGCCGACCUGGACCGUUCCUUACAGGAGCUGGCUGCCAAGAGCCCAACGUCGGCGUCUCGGGAUAUCGAGAACAAGAUAGAGCUCGUGUUGGGCGGCAUGAAGCAUCUCCGGCUGAAAACAGCUCCAGAGGAAGCAUGGGAGCGCUCGUGUACUUUCAUGGCAUCUCUCGGGAAGCUCUUCAGCCGGUCCCAUGGUCACAAGGUAAAAUCGGCCUUCUGUCAGGUCCUCGAUAUGCUCCUGCUUCCAAUAGCUGCCAAAGCUACCAACAGUGACAUAGCGCACCCAAGAUGGAACGAAGUACUGGCCAUGAUCGGGCCCCGCCUGGCCCAGAUGUUUGUCAAGCCGCGCCACUGGCAGUACACUUUUCCGCUGACGGCCACAAUGCUCUGCAUCUCGCCUCCCGACACAUUUGUCAGCCAGUGGUUGCAGUUGAUCUACCCUAUUCAGCCGCGUCUCAAGGACCGCUACACGAGGCCGCUAUGCUUGCAGGUCAUAUCCAGGCUGGUAUGGACCUACCUCUAUCGCACCAACGAUAGCUCCUCCGGCAUGACCAAGAAGCUCGACGACGUCUUGAAGAUAGUUCUGCCCAGCGCCAAAAGAACCUUUAGUGCCACGGAUACUCUGGUUAUCGAUCCCCUCAUUCAGAUCAUCCGGUUUGUUGGGUACAAACAUCCGGAAUACUGCUUCCGGACCGUCGUUUUCCCUCUGAUCAAUGCCGAUCUCUUCACCUCCAACAAGGAAUUGAAGAUUGAGCAGCUCGACCCGGACAGGAUGGUCGUGGGUGUUCGAGCUUUCCUGACCAUCAUGUCGGAUCUAGAAAAGGGCGACAAGGGCAGACCCCCUUUUCCGCAGUCCUACGCACCUUCCUCUCCUCCUGAACGGGCACCCCCUACCUCGCCCGUUCUGGGUUCACCGCGCGGUGCCCCGUCCGUCAGCCGGGCUGCCUUUUCGUCCGGCGGCGAAAGACUUUCCAGGCCGGUAAUGGUCUCCAAGCUCAGCGACAGCGUGCGGGACUAUUAUGCAAGAUUUUGUGAGAUACUUGGAAAGAUCACCAUCAUCUGCGACAACACAUUUGGUGGUCAGGCGGCGCUGGACGAGAAAUUUGAAAAGUUUGACAAAAUGGACAAGUAUAGCAGCCCGGGACCUAAGACGCCCAUCGCCGAGACUUUCAAUUUCUCCCGCAGAGACGACCACCCUAGUCCCCAAGAACAAAAGCAAGCUUUCUAUGAAUUGCUUCAUGUAGCCGUACAAGCACUGCCGCGGUGCCUCUCACCGGACAUACCGUUCAAUACCCUAAUUAACCUCCUUUGCACGGGAACGGCGCACGUUCAGGGCAAUAUUGCAGAGUCGUCGGCGCAGUCGCUGAAAGCAAUCGCCCGCCAGUCUCACGCUCAUCAAGUUACUAUGGGUUUUGCACGCUUCAUAUUCAACUUCGAUGACCGUUACUCCACCAUGUCAGACGGAGGCAUGCUGGGGCCAGGGCAUAUUGAGAAGACGCUUAUGCUGUACAUCGAGCUCCUCCAUAUUUGGAUCGACGAGAUCAAGGAGAAAACCAAGACUGCCACCGAAGACAGUAGCGAGGCUGGCGGCCCGGACAAGAGAGGAAUCAAACUUGAUCUGUCUAGCGUCUGGGCAGAAGUUGACCAAGUGGAGGCGCACGGGCUGUUCUUUCUUUGCUCUCAGUCUCGGCGCGUCCGGUACUACGCUGUCAACGUACUCCGGCUGAUCACCGAGUUUGACGCGGUCCUGAGGAAACCGAGUGGUCGCGAGAAGGAUACCACCAGGCUCAUUGACAUCCUCGAGAAUGACUCAACGCAGGUCAUGAGUUUCAACGAUGAGCAGCUCUCUGUAGCCGAACGCAGCAGGCUGCAGCGCGGAAUGCAAGACACCAACAACCGGGGUACUUUGAUUGAACUUUGUGCUAGCGAUGUGUCAUACGACACGACGCUGUGGUUCAAGAUCUUCCCUAAUUUCAUCCGCAUCGCGUUCGACAAGUGCCCGUUCGCCAUCAGUCUUAGCCGUGACUUGGUCUGCGAGCGGAUCCUUCAGCUAUACAAAGUCAUCACGGUGCUCUCGGAACCGCCUCGGGAGAUGCGAGGGCAGUACUACUAUGCAGACACCGGCAGCGCUCGGCUGACAGGCAAGACCCCGACAACUCAACCCGAGGUGGUCAUAGAGCAGUGGAAGCUGUACCUCGUGUUUGCUUGCACAACCCUCGCUGAUCCCGGAACCGGCCAGGCAAUUGGAGCCCAAAACGGUCAGCACGGUAGAAAAGUAUCCAAGCCCUCGUCAGCCGCCGAGAAGAUUGGAUCAGCAAGGACACUCUUCAAGUACCUGAACCCUAUGCUCUCCGUCUCUUCUGCGCCUAUUCGGGAGGCUGUAGUCAUCGCCAUGGGCUCCAUAAACAUUCACAUAUACCGUACACUCCUUGAGGAGCUUCAGGGACAUGUCUCCCGCUGUAAUGACGACGCCCGCCAACGCAUCCACCAGCGUACCAACAGUAGCCCGCGCCGGAAUCGCAAGAUGGACAUUCUGCGAACCGAGAUUACCCACGUGUAUAAGCUAACAUCGCACUUCCUGAGAGUGCCUCAAGUAUACCAGGACGAUUGGAUUCUGAAUAACCUCGUGACGUACACAAAGGACCUGAAGCUCUUCUUAAUGGACCACGAGGUGCAGAUGGACUGGGAAUUCCAGAAGCUGAGACGUCAUUACUGCGGACUCAUGGAGGAGCUCUUUGAAGGCAUCAACAGAACAAAAGAUCCGGCUCGCUGGAUGACGUUUGAGGCGCGGAAAUCGGCCUUUGCUUUGAUGGAGGACUGGUGUGGCUUCUCCCCCAAUCAGCCCCAGAUUCGGCAGAGAGAAGACAACAUGAGGCAGUCUGUUAUUGACCAGAAAGCUGCCGGCGAACGCGGAACUUUGACAGCGGCAAUGGAGAUUGAGAAGAGGAACUUGCGGACGGCGGCCCUCAGCGCCAUGGCUGCGCUAUGUGGCGGGCCCAUCAGUGUCACCACAGAGAGCGGCGUGUCCCUGCAAUUCGAUGUCCGGCGGAUGUUGGCGUGGAUCGAGGACAUAUUCAAUUCGGGCAGUGACCGUAUGAACGUCAUCGGCAGGAGAGCUCUCAAAAAUCUGAUCGUGCACAACCAGGAGUACCCCUAUCUCCUCGAGUACUGCAUCUCGAGGUGCUAUUUGGCCGAGGCCCCCAAGGUGCUUGACAGUUACUUUACCGUGGUGGCUGAGGUGCUCUUGGAGCAUCCUGGGUACUCCUGCCCCUUCUGGAAGCUCCUUGGCCUUUGCCUCUUCAUGCUGGGCAAUGACCAGAGCGCCGUCCGGUCCAGGGCGUCGCAUCUCCUGAGAGCGCUUGAGGAGCGGCAGUCGCAGUCGCGGAGCUCCAAGAUCCAGGAUUUUGAUAUUAGCAUCUCGGAUAAGACCAAGGCUGUUUACAAGCUCGCCCAGUUUGAAAUCUCCAAGAGACUGGCAAAGCAGCAUACGGAGCUGGCCUUCCAUAUCUUCUCCGAAUUUACCUCAUAUUUCAAAGAGCAGCAGGGUGUUGCACAACGGAAUGUAAUUGCCGUCAUUCUCCCCUGGAUCCAAGCGGUUGAGCUCAAGGUGGACCCGAAUGGAGGGCCGAUUGCACAAUCGUACGUGCUACUAGCAAACCUUCUCGAAAUCACCAUAAAGUCCAGCGCCGCAUUGCACAAUGAGGUGCAGGCCCUCUGGCAGGCGCUGGCGACUGGGCCGCAUCCGGGAAAUGUGCGCCUCAUCUUGGAUUUCAUCAUGUCCCUCUGCUUGGAACGGAGAGAACAGAAUUUUGUCGAGUACGCCAAGCAGAUCGUCGUUUUCCUCGCCAGCACGAACAGCAUGCCGGGCAAUAAGGUGGUUGAGUUCCUAUUGCUCCAAAUCACUCCUAAAGCCAUGGUGCCCAAUGAGAAGCGGGACGCCGUGCCGCCUCCCCCGGACAUCAACACAUUGCCCUACUGCGCAGACCUUUCAGAAGCUCUCCCGGUCGGAACCAAACAAGCCGGUUUCUCUCUCGGCCAGCUUUCGCUCAUCUUGCUCGUAGACCUCAUGGUUGCGCCGGUCAGCCUCGUCGCUGACAACGUCCCCGUCCUACUACAGGUGGUUACCGUUUUGUGGGACCAUUAUACGCCUCUUGUUCAAGAGCAAGCUCGUGAGAUGCUGGUUCACCUAAUACACGAGCUCGUGAUCUCGAGAUUGGACGACAGCACGCCGGAAGCCACAAGGAAAUCUAUCGAGAGCUUGAUCGAUUCCAUCCGCCGCCACGACCGGUCGGUGGUCUGGGGCUACGAGGACAGCAAUGCAAAGGUCGAUGGCCACGACAGCAAGGUGCCUCCCAGCAUGGAGUACCUGACUGCUGAGGUUGUCAAGACUUUCGAGCUUACCUAUCCCGGCAUAAAAGACAAAUGGGGCAGACUCUCACUUACCUGGGCUACAUCGUGCCCUGUCAGGCACCUUGCUUGCCGGUCGUUCCAGAUCUUCAGGUGUAUCCUGACAUCGCUUGAUCAGUACAUGCUUGGGGACAUGCUCGCACGACUCUCUAAUACAAUUGCGGAAGAAGACGCCGAGAUUCAGACAUUUUCUAUGGAGAUACUCACGACUCUGAGAACCCUGAUCCUGAAGCUCGAUGCCGAUAAGCUACUGGCGCUUCCUCAGCUUUUCUGGACUACGUGCGCUUGCCUCGAAUCGAUCAAUGAGUGCGAAUUUCUCGAGGCAGUCGAGAUGCUCAACGAGUUCCUGAACAAGCUCGACUUCCAAUCGCCCACUGUGCGGCGGCUGCUCUACGACGGCCAACCAUCCAAGUGGGACGGGCCGUUUGAGGGUUUGCAGCCGCUGCUGUACAAAGGCCUGCGGUCGUCGACGUGUCUGGACUUGACCUUGAACACGCUGGAUAGACUUAUACGGCUUCCUAGCGAUGCCCUGGUUGGCGAUGACAGCCGUUUGUUCUUCACCACAAUUGCCAACCUCCCCCGCUUCUUGCACGCCAUUGACCAAGAAACGCUUGACAACGGCGUGGUGCAAACGGCCGAGACACUCAUGGCGCUUGCAGACGAGCAGGGAUUGACGGGCAUGGCAAUGGUCCUAGACAGCUUUCUCGCAUUCAAGUAUUCAUCUGGGACCGAAUUUGCUGCACAGAUGUUCGGGGCGCUUCGGGAGCGCUUCCUGCCUGCCUUGGAAUUCCGCAUGCUCACCAUGCUGAUGGGCUUCUUGACGAAUGGAACGUCGUGGAUGAAGAUUGAGACGAUGCGUAUCCUAGGCGUCGUCAUACCAGAGAUCGAUAUGAAAAAGCCCGAGAUUGCCAGCCACGGGUCCGACAUGAUUUCGCCUCUGCUGCGACUGCUUCAAACGGAUUACUGCAUGGAGGCGCUGCAAGUGCUGGACAACAUCAUGACCAUGUCCGGGUCUUCGAUGGAUAAGCACCAUCUCCGCAUGAGCAUGACGCGCCCGACGUCGAAGGCGGUCCGCAAAGAGUAUGAGCGCACACAAAGCCUGUUUGGCAUUCCAGAAGCAUCGGGAUGGGCGAUCCCGAUGCCCGCUCGCAAGACAGAAUCGACGCGUGCCAAUAUCCAUGCAGCCUUCUACAUGUGCCAAAGCGACGAAGGUGUCGUUCCGCAGGCGACGCCAACGCCCGAAGUCGAGUUCCACACGGACGAGUUCCCGUACGGCUAUUUCCCGGGUUCGGACCGGGCCGACACAAUGAUGUCGGACGACGGGCGGGGCGAUGCACCCAUGGGAGACCUCUUCUCCAAGCUGGACAGCCUGGACGAUUUCUUCGACGACCUGUCAACAAGCCCGCCGAGCGAUGGCCGGUCCUCGCGGACCAUCACCGAGUUCUCACCGGACACAUUCGAGUCCGGGGCUGAACUGUACGACGAGCAGAUCCUCCCUAUCCUCCACCAGGCUUCCAACAACAACAAUAUCAUGUCAUUCCAGAACGGCUUCGCGGACAGACCUACCUUUAUGCCACGGGAGGGAGUCGUGGCGUCCAACACGAUGAACCCGGGCGCCUUCAACAUCGGUGGGCUAAGCCCAGCAGCAAGCGCCAUAACCCCGCCGAACCGGCCCUCGCUCCAUUCGAGAUCGGUAACAUCCCCAUCGGCGCCUGCGUCGUACGCCAUGGCUGGCGACCUUACCUCGGACGACGAGUUUGCGGAGGACGUCUUUUCGGAUGGGGACGACGAGCGGCCCAACACGGCCAACGGCGAGGGCGGGUCUUUUUUCCUCGAGAGUAUGGUGCGCCCCCUGGCAUCGAGAUCGAGGAUACGCAGGAUGACGAGCGGCCUGUCGCGCGACGGCGGGGUUCCGUCUCAGCAACAACAACAACAACAGGGUGGUUUGUCGGUCCCGGUAUCGCCGCCUUUGCAGUCGCAGGCUCCGGCGAUGCCCAAGACACCGAGCGGGUUCUUGGUGCUCGGCCAUGCAGGCCAGGGACAGGGGCAAGCCUAAACUGCGCCAGAUGCUGGAGGAAGCGGGGAGUUAUGAUGACCAUGAUAAUGGAGGUAUAUCAGGUUAAAUGCGGUGGGUUAUGAAUACUAGCGUUGGAAUUCGGUGUCCAUGGCGAGAGGGCAGGUGAGGUCCCCGCCCCCGAAGGUCAGGCAGGUAGUCUGGGGGAAAUGCUUUCUGUUUGCUAGUUGGUGGAAAAGAUUUAACGGCCUUGCUUGAUGAGCAUAAUAUUCUCCUCUUUGCUUUCUGCUCGACCUCCAUCGCGUUUCACUUUGAAGUUUGUUGAAUGUAUGUACCAUACGCGAGAUACCUCGAUAAGGACGGGAAGGCUUAACUGGGCGAUGAGAUAAUAGUCCGUAUUGAAAUGACUUGUGAAAAUGAUCGGGUUU
This is a messenger RNA of Canariomyces notabilis, 8300 nucleotides long. RefSeq lists its product as uncharacterized. Gene Ontology annotation, cellular component: site of polarized growth; cell cortex. The transcript has 2 exons. Gene Ontology annotation, biological process: cell morphogenesis. NCBI's taxonomy places the organism in Eukaryota, Fungi, Ascomycota, Sordariomycetes, Sordariales, Chaetomiaceae. The coding region runs from base 139 to 7914 and encodes 2591 amino acids. The record is from RefSeq and is a predicted model, not a curated record.